AUGCCGCGCCCACCGAUGCCACCGUCCGCACUCCCGCGCGGCGCUCACGCCGUCCUCGUCACCUCAGGCCACCUCCGCCACCUCGAUCCGCACCUCCAGGUCCCCCCUCUCCUCCUCGCCAACUCCCUCAUCGCCGCCUUCUCCCGCGCGGCCCUCCCGCGCCUCGCGCUCCCGCUCCUCCGCCGCCUCCUCGCAGGCGCGCACCCGCUCCGCCCCGACUCCUUCACCUUCCCGCCGCUCGUCCGUGCCGCCCACGGUCCGGCCUCUGCCGCGCAGCUCCACGCCUGCGCGCUCCGGCUGGGGCUCCUCCACCCCAACGUCUUCGCUUCGGGCUCCCUCGUCCACGCCUACCUGCGUUUCGGCCGCGUCGCGGAGGCGUACAGGGUGUUCGACGAAAUGCCUGAUCGGGACGUGCCCGCGUGGAACGCAAUGCUGUCUGGGCUGUGCCGCAACGCCCGGGCCGCGGACGCGGUUGCGCUGUUCGGGAGGAUGGUCGGCGAGGGGGUCGCAGGGGACGCCGUGACGCUCUCGAGCCUCCUGCCAAUGUGCGUCCUGCUCGGGGAUCGAGCGCUUGCUCUGGUCAUGCACGUGUAUGCGGUGAAGCACGGGCUCUCUGGCGAGCUAUUUGUGUGCAAUGCCUUGAUUGAUGUGUACGGGAAGCUAGGGAUGCUAGCGGAGGCUCGUUGGGUGUUUGGUGGAAUGGCAUUACGGGAUCUGGUCACGUGGAAUUCGAUCAUUUCAGCAUAUGAGCAAGGUGGGAAGGCUGCUGCUGCGGUCGAGCUGUUCCAUGGUAUGAUGGAAAGUGGGGUUUCCCCUGAUGUGCUAACACUCGUUAGCUUGGCAUCUGCCAUUGCUCAGUGUGGAGAUGAACGUGGUGCAAAGUCGGUGCAUUGCUAUGUAAGGAGGCGGGGCUGGGAUGUGGGUGACAUCAUUGCCGGAAAUGCGAUGGUUGAUAUGUAUGCUAAGCUGUCAAAGAUUGAUGCUGCCCAGAUGGUAUUUGAUAACUUGCCUGAUCGAGAUGUUGUGUCUUGGAAUACAUUGAUUACAGGGUAUAUGCAGAAUGGACUUUCUAAUGAGGCAAUCAGGAUAUAUAAUGAUAUGCAGAAUCAUGAGGGUCUGAAGCCGAUUCAAGGGACGUUUGUCAGCGUUUUGCCCGCAUACUCGAACCUUGGUGCAUUGCAGCAGGGAAUGAGAAUGCAUGCGCUGUCGAUUAAGACUGGAUUAAAUCUUGAUGUGUAUGUCAGUACUUGUCUGAUAGACUUGUAUGCUAAAUGUGGGAAGCUAGUAGAAGCAAUGCUUCUGUUUGAGCAUAUGCCUAGAAGGAGCACAGGUCCUUGGAAUGCCAUCAUAGCUGGUCUUGGGGUUCAUGGGCAUGCCACGCUUGGCUUAGUUGAUCAAGGUCGGAGUUUCUUCGAUUCGAUGCAAACUGUUUAUGGUAUUGUGCCCAUUGCAAAGCACUAUGCAUGCAUGGUAGAUAUGCUUGGAAGAGCUGGUCAGUUGGACAAAGCUUUUGAGUUCAUACAAGGCAUGCCAAUUAAGCCUGACUCUGCUGUUUGGGGCGCACUGCUUGGCGCCUGUAGGAUUCAUGGGAAUGUUGAAAUGGGUAAAGUGGCCUCACAAAACCUAUUUGAACUUGAUCCCAAGAAUGUUGGAUAUUAUGUUCUGAUGUCGAACAUGUAUGCAAAGAUUGGGAAAUGGGAUGGAGUUGAUGCAGUAAGGUCUUUGGUCCGCGCCAGAAUUUGCAGAAGACCCUGGAUGGAGUUCAAUGGAGGUGAAAGGGUCAGACAUCCAAAUGGUGAACUGUUGCUGGGGCCCACCUUGCUGCGUUAUUAUGCACAGUUUGGUAAUGUGACCUGGUUCCACACGCCGCCUUAUCCGCCGCCUGUUGGUGUGACGUUUUCUGAAGGAACCUUUGCUGCAGCACAAGGAUGGCAACUUCACAAGGCUGAACUCAGGCGCCUCUCCUGUUGGGUGACAACGUGGUAUGGUGAAGACUACGAGAACCGAAUGGUCGAGGGUGCCCCCAUUCGUCGUACUCCAGUUUUGCUACGUCGCGGCAGCCCAUGUACGCUGCCGGCUGGGAAGAUCGCAGCAGGUACAUUGGAACUGUUGGGGUGCACGGCGUUGCCGUCCGGGUGUGGCAGUCGCUUGGGAACGGUUCCCUUGGGAACUGGGCAUCUCUGUUGCAAAGUUCAGUGUUGUGCCUGUCGGGACUCGGGAGAUCGCCUGGCUGAAAACACUGUAGCUGACUGGGAGUCUGAAACCCGGAUGGAAGCGACUUCUCCCGCCCAGCGUGCCGUCCGAUGCUUGAGCUUCGCUCAAAGGCCUCCUCUUGUCUUGUGGGUAUUUCGACGACGCUGGUAUAUUCCUAGCGCAAACUUUAGCUCAGCUGUACUGUUUGGAACUUGGAAGGCGUGA
Molecule: messenger RNA, 2418 nt
Organism: Miscanthus lutarioriparius
Lineage: Eukaryota; Viridiplantae; Streptophyta; Magnoliopsida; Poales; Poaceae
Source: the annotation of a GenBank genome assembly